AUGUCGGCCAACACUCAGUCCAAAGCUCUUGUCAAUCCAUAUGCGGGUUACAAGAUUCAGCCCAAAUUCAUCACCCUUGAUCCUGAGUCUCCUCAAGAGCUCUGCAAAGGGGAAGUGAUUGCUCGUGCUCUAGACGGCUUCAUGUUUCUCAAAGGGACCAAAUACGCAUACCCCCAUCAAGGUGCUGAUGCAUAUUGGUGGAGGGGUAUCAUUGCAUUUGGAUUUGUGACGCCGUUGUGCGGCUCUUUCAAAUACUUCACGUGGUUGGGACAUUGGGGAGCUGACUGGGAAGAGAAGCAUUUAGAAACCAUUAUAAUUACAAACAUUGUCCAUAUAUCCAAGGAAAGGAACAUCAACUGGCGAAAUGGGACGGAGGAAAUACUCUGGAUAGAAACAAAACAUGGCUAUAGCUACGCUUUGCUGGAGCCCGACGCGCAGUACGAUGGGGGCUAUUGGCGACCGGUAACGGAGUCUUGGGCAAGUACCUCGGCUGAUGGUGUUUCAGCUAGUCCCGCCUUCAAACCACUGCCGUGGCAUAGCCCAAGGCCUGCAUGGUGGGACGCAUUGGGAGACGAGCAAUGGGAGUACCUUGUCAAUACAUACUGGAAGAGUGACGCUUCCGAGGCGUGGUCGGAUUUGCCAACUGCUGAUGAUCAGUCGCAAGCAAACUUGGAAACCACGGUUGCCGCUUCAUCCCUGCCGCCCCCGGAAUAUAUCACUGUGGACUCCGGAUCGUCAAGUGAGGAGGAACCAGCUGUGGUGCUUGUCCAGACCAAGCCGCCAGUUACCAAGGGCAAAAAACGAGUAAACCGGAAGAAGAAACAACAGGCCUCAAGUCGAUCUGGUGCACGGUCGUCAUCAAAGUCAAGCAAGAAAACGAAAUACAAGAAGGUCAAGGUGACCGACGCUCCUGAUUCUGGUGAGGAGAAGGUUACCACAUCUGUGCGGGGGUCUCGGGGCGAGGCAUCCAAAUGGCCUUCCCAAGCACAUUUGGGAAAGGGUAAGGCGCGCCAAGAUCAAGAUAGCAACCGGAAGCGAAGAGUGUACUCCGGUCAAGGAGAGGCUUCCACAUCUCAGAAGAGAAGAGUCACAGAGCCGAUUUAUGUUGAAUCUAGCUCAGACGAGGAUGAAAAAACCGUGUCUUCACCGGCCUCAGACUUGCCAUCUGCAAGUGAAGAGUUUUUGGAAAUAGGGAAUAUUGAUUCUCAAAUGACCCUCCCCGGCAAUUAUGGCGGAAAUUUGAUCGACUGUUUCUGGUGCACAAACGCCUGUUGUUACACGUUGAUCGGAAAGCAGGUUGACGACGCACAAGAGGAAACGGAGUCCUGCGUCUCAAUCCCUCAGAGUAUGCUGGAUAAAGGGGAUAUUUUCCCAUGUCCGCGGUGUGUGUCUGAGCGCGGCCUGACUUCAAUCGGAUAUUUCAUCAACCGAGGACACAAGGCGACAAUGAGGGUAGCGCCGACAUGCUCAUUGAUACUGGUGAUAUAUCACCUCAAGGUAUUCCAACAUUUGGCAGAAUCGCUGUGGCGCCAACUGCAUGCUGCCUUGGCGGCUUUUCACGUCACCGUGGCCGCUGAAACGCGGCUUAUACACAAAGAAUUCAGAGAAGGCAAGUCAGCACACUUGCUUGACAAGAUAGACGCAAAUCGCCCUUUCCACCUUGCCAUUGUUUUUCUCACUGAAGGAGAUCCGCAAGGUGGAUGGUGGCAUACUUCUCAACACGGCAAUCAGAAGAGCUCGAGCGUCGGAGAAGAUCAAUUUCUCGAGACGUGCCUACAUACGUUGAGAAAGAUUGCCCGAAGAGCAUUGACUGCUCGCGUUUUUGGUGUGUCCUGCGGGUUUAACCUGCAAACUAAAGGCUCUCUGAAUAGGAUUAAGGAGUAUCUGCAGCGUACUGCCUUCACGUCUAUUGUGCUCCCAAGCACUUGCUCCCUGCUCAUGUGCGAGUAUCUGUACAUGUUGCCAGAAAUCUUUGUCAACCUGUAUUACUUUGGUGCUGGCUUGGAUCGAACGCUGUUCGGCGUAUGGGGAAGAUCUAAAGAAGCCCGCAUUCAUACUGGACUGGUGAUCAUGGAUAGGGCCGAGCAGAAGCUGCCGCUCAACGUCCGGCAGGUUCAGUAUGCGCCUAUAGCUUUACGACCGCUGGGUGUACAGCUACCCGCGGCUCGAGCCAUAUGCGGAUGCUCGGAGAACCUGCAAACCGACUGGGCGUUUAAGAAGCAGCUUCCUAACGGGCCUGAGAUUAUAUUUAUUUAUCGUUCCAGAUGCUGCGGAAUGGAGCUACAAGUUGGAAUAUUCCCUGGCUCGCGGAAACAACUGGUUUAUCAUGAGGUUACAUUCAUGUCGGAGGUUUGGGACACGAACAAGCGUCUUUUUGGGUUUCAUCCGUUAAGAAACGUUCGCAUGAAGCUAUUGCCGCCGAAUGAAGGGAAAAAACCUCACCUGGUAGACAUUGGUCAGAUGUGGACCAAGGCGGGGUCACAAGCGUUGGCUGCUGAAUCCAGUAUGAAUGUAGCUGAGUAA
This is a messenger RNA of Rhizoctonia solani, 2523 nucleotides long. Its product is annotated as ATPase. The coding region runs from base 1 to 2523 and encodes 840 amino acids. NCBI's taxonomy places the organism in Eukaryota, Fungi, Basidiomycota, Agaricomycetes, Cantharellales, Ceratobasidiaceae. The transcript is spliced from 9 exons. The record is from RefSeq and is a predicted model, not a curated record.